AUGGCCACCUCACCACCAGGUUCGCCCGCAAACGGCGUUGCGCGGCCCAUGAGCGCAAUGAUCCGACCGAACCGCAGCUCCAGUCGCAUGAGCGUGAGCAGUAAACCCGGUGGAAGCAGGGCCUCAGAUGAGGACAGCAGGACGGCAGUCAAAGUUGCUGUACGAGUGCGGCCACCACUGCAACACGGCGAACCGGGCUAUGAACUCAUUCCACAGCGAUUUCGCGGCGCCCUAUGCCACGUCACAUCUCCCUCAAGUCUAACUAUAGAUGCUACCGGCGGAAAGAAGGUCUUCGUCUUUGACCGCGUAUUUGGCGAGGAUAUUGAGCAGGAGGGCGUCUUCGAAUACGUAUCAGACAGUGUCAAUUCCUUCGUACAGGGCUACAAUGUCUCCAUUCUUGCAUAUGGCCAGUCUGGCGCGGGAAAGUCGUAUACCAUGGGUACCACAGGCCCGCGAGACCAGGCAGAUAACGAAGUCAUGGGCAUCAUUCCUCGCGCUGCCGCGCUACUAUUCGAGAAGCUUGAGGGCCCCAGCAAUCGAGCUUCAUCGUCAGGUAUCCGCGCCCCAAGCAGCCGUCUGUCGGGGAUACACAACAUCUCCUCCAAGUCCUCGUCAUCCGCCAAUCGCAACUGGCAGCUCAAGGCGACCUACGUUGAGAUCUACAACGAGCAACUUCGCGAUUUGCUGAUCCCUGAACAUGUGGCUCCCAAUGACAGGCCCCAAGUGAAUAUUCGCGAGGACCGCGACGGUCGCAUCCUCCUAACUGGCCUGACCCAAAUUCCUAUCAACUCGGUCGAUGAUAUGCUCGGUGCGCUCAACUUCGGCUCCGCAAUCCGGCAAACCGAUGCGACGGCGGUCAACGCCAAAUCUUCGCGUUCACAUGCUGUCUUCAGUCUAAACCUAGUCCAGAAGAAGUCGUCACCUGCCGCGCCUACCCCGACUCGCGAGAAGCGCCGAUCCGUCCCAAUCGAGAUGAUGUCGGGCUCCUCGAGCGAGAGCUGGGUGACAGUCGACAGCAAGUUGCAUUUUGUGGACCUGGCAGGAAGUGAGAGGUUGAAGAAUACCGGAGCGCAGGGCGAGCGGGCUCGGGAGGGUAUAUCCAUCAAUGCAGGGCUGGCGAGCUUGGGCAAAGUCAUCUCGCAGCUGUCGGCACGUUCCCACGGGGGCUAUGUCUCGUACCGCGACUCUAGGCUCACGCGCCUGCUGCAGGACUCGCUUGGCGGCAACGCCAUCACCUACAUGAUUGCUUGUGUCAACCCAGCCGAGUUCCACUUAAGCGAAACCUUGAAUACCGUCCAGUACGCGCAACGCGCCCGCGCUAUUCAAGUCAAGCCCCAAAUUCAACAAAUCCAUGACGACAGUGAUAAACAGGCAGCCAUCGACCGGCUGCGGGCCGAAGUCCAAUUCCUCCGGGACCAGAUUCGACUGUCUGAGCGCACGGAUAGAAAGAAGGCAAUGCCUCAAGAGCGUCACGAGCGCGAAGCUGAGCUUCAGAACCAACUGCUCGAUGUUCAAGAGAACUACAAUGCCCUCAGCACCCGUCACGCUAAGCUAAUCUCCGAGAUCACCAAGGCCCGCGACAACCAAGAAACGGAGACGCCUAUGCUCAAGGAUGCUAUUGGUGACUCUGCACUUGAGAGGCUGAAACGAUCCAAUUCUUUUGCCGAGGCAGUCGAAUCCGUCGUCUUGGAAUACGAGAAGACGAUCCAAUCGCUUGAAGCCUCCCUCUCCAACACACGCUCAUCAUUGUCGAACAACGAGAGCGACCUCCUGGAGAAGGAGACACGCAUCGCAAUUCUCGAAAGCCAGAACCAUCACCUGCAAUCACGCAUCCAAAAGGCGAUGGAACGGGACGCAAACAACGAAGAGUAUGUCCAAUCGCUCGAGCGCCAAAUCGAUAACUCAGCGAAUGGCAUUGAAAAGAACGAUACCAUCAUCUCUGAGCUACGCGAGAAGUUGCACAGGGCCCGUGAGAACGAGACAAGCAGCGAAGAAUACAUCUCUACACUGGAAGAGCGUCUGGCUGAGAACGAGCAGGAGACUGAGAUCAUGAAUCGUGAGAUUGAGCGGCUGAAGCAUGUCGUUGAAAGGCAACGCAGUGUCGCCAAGUUGGACAAUCUUCUUCACGAGCUCGACCACAGAGAUUCCACUGACGAACCCUACGUCAACGGCCAUUCCAAGACACCUAGCGAUCCAUUCAUCGAGAAGCGUCCUAAGCUAGAGAAGCGGGUCACUAGCGAGAGCAUGCACCAGUUCGGCACGCCCGUGGAUGCCAUUCCUGAAGAGGCUGACUCUGAGCGUCCUCUUACAGCCAGCACAGCUGCUGCUCAGCAUGACGGCGCAAAUGAACCAAAGGACCGUUUUGCUGUCAAGGCUACUUCAACUGUAGGCGAUGAGCCUUCUAGCCCAGCGCAAACUCGCUUUGUCAACGACAAACUCGAAACUGUAACUCAAGAGCUGCUUGACCUACGCGUGGAACAUGAAGGAACGCUUCAAGACUACGAGAAACUUGCUAGCAAGUACCAAGAGGCUUUGCGGACCUUGGCCGCUCUUCAAGAUUCUGUGGACGAGGCGCGCCGUAAUGGAGUAACGUCGGUGCCAUCCUCCCGACCAAGUUCUUUCUUAGCAGAAGCAGGAGUGAAUGGACUCACAGCAGAGGAUGAACCACUAUCGUCCUCGCGUACAUUGUCUGCGGAAUUGUCCUUAGCGGAGUCUGGCAAUCCAAGUAUUCCAGACGACGAGACGGAGGUUGGCCAUGAUGAGACCAAGGCCCGACGGGUAUCAGUCGCCUCCAUGAACCAGGAGCAACACAUUCCUGACACCGUGUUGGUCCAGGAGCUGAAGGCUCUGAAGCUACUACACAACGAGAAAGAGGAGCGUAUAGAGAAGCUUCAACAGAGCUACUCCGAAUUGCAGGAGGAGCACCAAGACACACUCGACUACGUCGAAGAGCUGAAAUCGGAGGUCCAGAAAGCCCAGAUGCAGGCGAACCGGCCAUCUUCACCAUCUGUGCAUAUGAUCCGCCGAAAAUCUAGUCAAGCAGUUCUCGCGAACGAUCGUUCUAACCGCGCAUUCGCCUCGCUUCGUAACAUGGCUUUGGAUACGCUUGAAGAGGACCCCGACGCCAUCCAGAACUUCGAGCUCAACCUCAACACUAUCAUGUCCGAGCUUCAUGUGCGGUCUGAGCGAGUACAGGAUCUGGAGAUGGAGUUGCAAUCCGUACGCAAGGAGAUGGAAGGCAAGAUGACUCUGAUCAGUGGUCUGACAAAAGAACGCUCCAGCUUGAAGGCCGGGUCUCCUCUCGACAUCUCCAUCGUUGCUUCGAUGCAGGAUCAGAUGAAGCAGAACGAGGAGCACAUCAAGGAAUUGAAAGAUUCCCACACUCAGCGUGAACAAGAACUCAGAGCGCAGAUUGAGAACCUCAAGGCCUCUGCCAGGAGCGUUGAUCCAUCUGAUGAUCUACCAUCACAUCGCCAGACGCCUGAGGCGAUGCCGACUAUUAACGGUCACAACGAACCUGAAGAUGACGCUACUCGCCAUACUCAGCUCGCUACGCUUAGUGACGAGGCUGCCCACUGGCAAUCGAAGCAUCUCGAAGCUAUUGAAGCUACUAAGGCCUCCGAGAAGCGACAUCUUGAGACUGUUCGCGAAUUAGAGUCUGCGAAGCAGCGGCUCGAAGUUGAUCAUGCUCUACGCGUAUCUGAGAUCGAGCAGACUCGAGGCGCUGAGUCUGAGGCUGCUCUAGAACAGGAGAGGACCAAGCACUCUGAUCUCAUCGCUACUUUGCAAGCCGAGGUUGAUCAGCACAAAUCCACGGCUGUCAACAAUGCUGCCCGCCUUGCUGAGCUUGAAGAAUCUCACGCGAGCAUUAUCCAGCAGAUCGAGGAAGACUCUGAAGCUCGAGCGCUUACUGAGAAAGAACUCGACACUCAUCGGUCGCUUGUUUCCAACUUGGAGAGGCAGAUCGAAGAACACAAGGCAGCAAUUGACUACCACCAACAAGGCAUGGACUCUAUCCAGAAGUCACAUGCAGUCGAGCUUGAGAAGCUCACACUAGAGCUGACGACCCACCAAGAGACAUCUGCCUCGCUCGAAGCAGAUCUUUCCAAGGCCAAGUCCGAGAUGGCGACGCUGCUGGAGGGUGUUUCGGCUGCCCUAGGCGAGGAGACUGAUAUCAGCAACGUCCAGUCUCAUAUCGAAGCACUGGUCCAGGAACGCAAGUCCAUUACUAGCAAACUGGAGGAGGCUGUAGCCGAGCGUGAGGCGGCUAGGAAAGACCUCACGGAAGCCACCAACCAAAUCGACACGCUCAAGGGCAAGAUGAAGGAGUUCGAACUCAUCAACGCCGAGACAUUGAAGGAGCUCGAGAAGGUCAACGAGAAGGAGCAUAAGAGCGCCCGGCUUGUACAAGAACUUGAAGAUCAGCUCAACCAGAACUGGGACCAGCAUGAGGCUGCUAACAACCGAUUGUCAGCUCUGCAAACUGAGCGCACUCGUGAGCUUCAAGAUGCCAUGAACCACGGUGAAGAGCUUGAGAAGGAAGUACAAGAGUCACGCAUCAAGAUCGCACUCUUAGAGUCACAACUGGUGGACGUGAAGCGAAACUCUGCUCGUGCUUCUAUUGAUCCUCGUGAAGACCUUCAACGAUCCAACUCGAACAACUCCACUGCGCGCAAGAGCACCGCGCACACGUCUCUGCCCUCACCACCACCUGCCAUCCCUCUCCCCCCUCUUCCUCCUGGCAGCCCACCACCUCAGGCCAGUGCGCCUUCUCCCCCUACCUCGCGCCAUCAGAGCAAAGAUAUUGCGCAUGCUCAAUUGGUCGAAGACCAAGAGGCCCGCAUCCGUACCAUCGAGAAGCAUUUGUUCGCUGAGAAACAGCUCACAGCUACCCUUGAGGAUGCCUUGACCGACCUCGAAGCUUCAAGCACCAAGACCAAGACUGAUCUGGAUCAGUUCAGGAAGAAGUGUGCUACCUUGGAAGAGGAGUUGAACGUGAUGCGCAAGGAGCGUAGCGCAGCACGCCACUCCCUUCAGGCUGUUGAAGAGGAGCGCAAUGCCCGUCUUCGUGUUGAAGCUGAGCGCGCCCACCUCGAAGCUCGCAUGGCAGCCCUCAACAACGCACAGAAGAAGGGCAAGAAGAAGGGCACCCUAAACUGCUUCUAA
This is a messenger RNA of Alternaria atra, 5166 nucleotides long. RefSeq lists its product as uncharacterized. The record is from RefSeq and is a predicted model, not a curated record. The coding region runs from base 1 to 5166 and encodes 1721 amino acids. The transcript is spliced from 5 exons. Gene Ontology annotation, biological process: microtubule-based movement; mitotic spindle organization. Lineage: Eukaryota; Fungi; Ascomycota; Dothideomycetes; Pleosporales; Pleosporaceae. Gene Ontology annotation, molecular function: microtubule binding; microtubule motor activity; ATP binding.